Messenger RNA from Lactuca saligna, 1677 nucleotides. The record is from the annotation of a GenBank genome assembly. Lineage: Eukaryota; Viridiplantae; Streptophyta; Magnoliopsida; Asterales; Asteraceae.
AUGGUUUCUUGGCGCAUUCGUGGUGAAAUGGCUGAAAUCGACGUUGAUCAAAGUUAUGCUGGACAUCCGACAAUGUUUUCAAUAAGAAUGCACCAUGGAGGUGAGUUUACAAGCUUUCCUGGAAGGAAGUAUAUUCGUGGGAAGCAAACAUUUGUUGAUUUACUGGACAUUGAUACCUUUUCCGUUAAUGACAUUGAUGAGAUGAUGGAAGACCUAGGGUAUGCUUCAAUAGGUAAACCACUUUACUAUCACUUUCAAAGGCCUUUAGGCGAUUUAGAUUUUGGGUUAUUCGCUUUAGCUAGUGAUGAAGAUGUUCGUUAUUUGGGGAGUUUUGUGGCUAAGCAUAAGUUAAUUGAGGUAUAUAUAGAGCAUGACAAAACUACUCUGCACACCUAUUUAAUGUCCCCAACCCACAGUAAAGUUCGUAUAACGGAGAUUACUGAACCUCCAUCUUGUUCAAAGAGACUGUUCCUGGAGUGGCAUAGCACACCUGCUGUUGACUUGGAGGAUGACAUGGAUCACAUGGAGAAAGAAUCGGGUAAUGAUCCUACACCCACUGGUCAUCUGGAGAAGGAUUUGGGUAAUGAUGCUACUCUCACUGAUCAUAUGGAGAAUGAUUUGGGUAAUGAUGCUACUCUCACUGAUCAUAUGGAGAAUGACUUGGUUAAUGAUGCUAAUGACUUUGGCACACAGGAUGAAGCUUUAGAGGUGAUUAACACUGACUUUUUAGCAUCUGAUUCAUCAUCAGAUGAGGGGAUUAAUGGUCAAAGAAAGAAAUCAAUAAGAGCAAUUCAAAGGGCACAUGAGAAUGAUGAAGCACUUGUUAGUGAACCCUUCUAUAUUUUUCAAAAAUUUGGUUCAGCAAAGGAGUUUAAGGACAAGGGAACAAUACCAAAGCUUGGGCCUAAUGUAGAAGUCAACGAUGAAGAAGAAAUAUGUCCUUGGGUCUUAUUAGCUAGUAAAUGGAAAAAAGAUGUCAACUGGACAGUUAAAACGUACAACAAAGUCCAUAAAUGUCUUCAAACUAGAACAGUAAAAGCAUGGCUUUGCAAGAACAGCUACAACGGAGGUUUAAGAGAUUACAUUGUUGAGUUACAAACUCGUAACCCAGAUACGACUGUUAGGGUUGAUGUUGAAAGCGAAGGAAAUCCACACAGUGAAACGAGGACAUUCAGACGCAUUUACAUAUGCUUGGGAGCUUUAAAGAAAGGCUUCGCAGCUGGAAAGAGGGAUUUUCUUGGCUUUGAUGGUGCUUUCAUGAAGGGUCCAUUUCCAGGACAAAUUCUUUCAGCCGUGGGACUAGAUGGCAUGGAAGAGCUAAAGAAAUUAAACAAGGAUUGUUAUGAGUGGCUUAAGAAGAUACCACCUCAGCACUGGUCUAGGUCCCAUUUCACUGGGAGAGCACAUUCUGAUGUGAUUCUUAAUAACUUGUGUGAAACAUUCAAUGGAAAACUGAAUGAGGGUCGUAGACCAAAGAAGAAACGCAGAAAAUCAGCUUAUGAAAUUGAUGACAUGGUGAAGGGUAAUAGUGCAUCAAGAAUCCUUCAGUCGGUUACUUGUUCAAAGUGCAACAACAUUGGUCAUAAUGCAAGGAGUUGUAAGGGACAAAAAGCUAGUGCUCCUAGUGGUUCUGGUGGUCCUGGUGGUUCUGGUAAGGGAAAAGGAAAAGCUGGUUGA